Messenger RNA from Gossypium raimondii (Peruvian cotton), 1033 nucleotides. RefSeq names its product probable peroxygenase 4. The record is from RefSeq and is a predicted model, not a curated record. The transcript is spliced from 6 exons. Bases 246 to 875 code for a protein of 209 amino acids. Lineage: Eukaryota; Viridiplantae; Streptophyta; Magnoliopsida; Malvales; Malvaceae. Gene Ontology annotation, molecular function: monooxygenase activity; calcium ion binding.
UUGUAGCCAAAGGCGCUACUCUCAAGUCUCACCCUAUAAAAAUUGCUGUUAAGCAAGAGCCACGUUCUUCAUUGCAAGCAGUAGUUAAAAAAAAAAGGCAAAGGAAAAGAAUCAAACUAUUCAACAGUUGUUUUGGUUCCUUUUCCUUGGUUUUUUUAAAAAAAAUCAAAACCCUGUUGUUCCCAUCUCUUUGUUUUUCACGAAAUCCAAGGCUUAUUCAGAUAUGGCCUCUUCUUUGACAUCCAAUGAUUUUCAAGAGGAGAAUGAAUGGGGGAUAUGCAGGAGUGGAUGAUGAAGAUGCAGGGAGAGGUUUGGUUUCUGAUGAAAACGCUCUGCAAAAACAUGUAGCAUUCUUUGACAGAAACAAUGAUGGCAUUAUUUAUCCAUGGGAGACUUUUCAAGGUUUUCGAGCAAUAGGGGCUGGAUAUUUAUUGUCACUCGCCAGUGCGUUCUUAAUCAACCUUGGUCUCAGUCGUAAAACUCGCCCUGGAAAAGCGUUUUCUCUUGAAACUCUUAUGCUUGGCGUUGAGGUUAAAAAUAUCCAUAUGGCGAAGCAUGGGAGUGACUCUGGUGUAUAUGAUAGUAAAGGAAGGUUUGUGUCGUGGAAGUUCGAAGAAAUCUUCGCCAAAUUCGCUCGCACUCAUUCGGAUGCCUUAACAUCCGAUGAACUGAAGGCAAUGCUUAAGGCUAACAGGGAACCCAAGGAUUACAGGGGAUGGGUUGCUAGCUGGACGGAGUGGAUAACUCUAUACAAUUUGUGCAAAGACAAGGAAGGAUUAUUGAAGAAGGACACAAUUAGAGGUGUUUAUGAUGGAAGCCUGUUUCAACAAAUGGAAAGGGAAAAAUUAGCAGCUGCCGGUAAAAAGAAAGAGUGAUUCAUUAUUUUCCGACUACCAUGCUCUUACAUAUCCAUUUGCAUUGGGCUUGAUUUUUAUUAUGAAUUUGUUUUGAUGAGAUGUAAAUUUAAUUGAAACUAUUAAGAUAUAUUGUUUCACCCAUUCUAUAUCAAUUUUAUCUCACAUGUUCACAUCCA